CAGGUGGUCGGCCUCUACUUCUCUGCUGAAUGGUGCACACCCUGCAAGUGCUUCACGCCCUCGCUGAUCGACGUCUACUCCCGGAUGAACUCACAGGGCAAGAAGAUGGAGGUGAUCUUGAUCUCUGGGGAUCGGACCGAAAGGGACUUCCAGCACUACUUUCACCAGAUGCCAUGGCUCGCGCUGCCCUUCAGUCAGCGGGACAUCAAAGAGGCAAUAGAGCGUGAGAUUGGCCAUGAUAGCAUGCCAUUGUUGGUACUGGUCGAUCCACGGGAUGGCAAGAUCCUCUCGAAGCAGGGCCGCAAGGUGAUCCUUGAAGACCCUUAUGGAGACAAGUUUCCUUGGCGCGAU
Guillardia theta CCMP2712 is the source of this 351-nucleotide messenger RNA. RefSeq lists its product as hypothetical. NCBI's taxonomy places the organism in Eukaryota, Cryptophyceae, Pyrenomonadales, Geminigeraceae. The annotation marks the transcript as partial. The record is from RefSeq and is a predicted model, not a curated record. The transcript has a single exon.